This is a messenger RNA of Ailuropoda melanoleuca (giant panda), 693 nucleotides long. RefSeq names its product RNA polymerase-associated protein CTR9 homolog. The record is from RefSeq and is a predicted model, not a curated record. Gene Ontology annotation, cellular component: Cdc73/Paf1 complex. Bases 16 to 663 code for a protein of 215 amino acids. Gene Ontology annotation, biological process: regulation of DNA-templated transcription; transcription elongation by RNA polymerase II. The transcript has 4 exons. Gene Ontology annotation, molecular function: RNA polymerase II complex binding. Lineage: Eukaryota; Metazoa; Chordata; Mammalia; Carnivora; Ursidae.
CUUCUUGUCUCCGCCAUGAAAAUACAGGGUGCCCUUUCAGCUUAUGGAACAGCUACACGGAUCCUUCAGGAGAAAGUGCAGGCCGAUGUCCCGCCAGAGAUCUUGAAUAAUGUGGGUGCCCUGCAUUUUAGGCUUGGAAAUCUCGGGGAGGCAAAGAAAUACUUUUUGGCGUCAUUGGAUCGCGCAAAGGCAGAAGCUGAGCAUGACGAGCACUACUAUAAUGCCAUUUCUGUUACAACAUCAUAUAAUUUAGCCAGGCUGUAUGAGGCGAUGUGUGAAUUCCAUGAAGCAGAAAAACUAUAUAAAAACAUCUUACGGGAACAUCCUAAUUAUGUUGAUUGCUAUCUGCGCCUAGGAGCCAUGGCUAGAGAUAAAGGAAAUUUUUAUGAGGCUUCAGAUUGGUUUAAGGAAGCUCUUCAAAUUAAUCAGGACCAUCCAGAUGCUUGGUCUUUGAUUGGUAAUCUUCAUUUAGCAAAACAAGAAUGGGGUCCAGGACAGAAGAAAUUUGAGAGGAUAUUAAAACAACCAUCUACGCAGAGUGAUACUUACUCUAUGCUGGCGCUUGGCAACGUCUGGCUCCAGACUUUGCAUCAGCCCACCCGGGAUCGAGAAAAGGUAAUUUCUUUUUGUCUCUUCAUUUUUUUUUCCUUUUUGUCUCUUUAAAACAAAACUGACACUUGACUCCUGUUUGAA